AUGGUCCAUGUCAAAGAAGCACAUGAUAAAGAAAAUAGCAAACCACGAAGUUCAACUUUUGGUAACUUUUCUUCCAUCUUAAUCCAAAAUGAUAUUGGCAAACAUGCAAUCAAUAAUAACACUAUGAUUGAAGAAUUUGAAUCUCAGUCAAAUUUCAUCAUUCCUGAGGAAAAAAGGAAACUAGUGGAAAUUGAUCAGAUACAAACUAAUGAUCACUUGUCAAGUGUAUCAUUACCAACGACACCAACCACAUCUGAAUCAAAUUCAUUCACAAAAUCCUCAUCAUCAUUCUCUUCGUGUGAUAGCAGAAGAGAAUUUUUAGCGGCUCCUCCUAAACUGUAUUUUACUGGAACAACUACCUCCACUGCCAUUACUACUCCGUUAUCUUCAACAGAAUCCUUGGCCAUAUCAAGCCUUGAUCGAUUGGCAGCUCUGAAAGCAAUAAAACCAAACCAUCCGUAUCUAAAUGAAAAUACAAAGAGCACAAUUUCUUCUCCAUUUUCUGCUUUGAUAGCAGAACGACGUAUGCAACCUCGUCCUAUACACUCGAAUAUGAUUGACAGCAACAUUGAAAUUCAAGGGACAGAAAAGUGCCGCACUUUUCCGAAUGCGCCAUUUCAACAUCAUCAACGCAUCAUAGUCGGUAAAUGGUUGUUCUUUUUGGGCUUUUUGCUAUUUCCAUUUUGGUGGAUUGGUGCAUUUUAUUUGCCGUUUCCGAGAAGAAGAGCAACUCCGUUGGAUUUUAUUUGGAGAAAACGAUGUGAGAAAAUUGGAAUUAUAUUCGUGGGUUUGGUUUUGUUGGCCGCUUUGGCUUUUAUUAUUUUAAAUCCAAAGAUUUUUGAUUAG
This is a messenger RNA of Ambispora gerdemannii, 846 nucleotides long. The record is from the annotation of a GenBank genome assembly. Lineage: Eukaryota; Fungi; Glomeromycota; Glomeromycetes; Archaeosporales; Ambisporaceae.